CGUGUUCUACUUUUGACCAGGAUAGGAGCACUGGGCAGCAGAAGUUCUGCUCGCACCUCCACACAGGCACCUCAGACGAGUGGAGUCUGGCCUCUUCCUCCACGGUCAUACAAGUACACACUGAGCGGGUGUUCUCCUCUAAAGCACGGACAGGAUUUUUAGUUUACAACCUAAAGCACAGGCACGUAACUUCUAAUAUUAGGGGUUAGAGGGAUAAGUGUAAAAGAUGGCGACUGUUGUUGAGACACAGGUGCAGUAUAACACCUACACAAUGACUACUACGGAAGACUACAUGACUCAGGAGGAUGACUGGGACAGGGACCUUCUGCUGGACCCUGCCUGGGAAAAACAGCAGAGGAAGACGUUCACAGCGUGGUGUAACUCUCAUCUGCGUAAAGCGGGAACUCAGAUCGAGAACAUUGAAGAGGAUUUCAGGAAUGGCCUCAAACUCAUGCUGCUGCUCGAGGUCAUUUCAGGUGAGAGACUUCCCAAACCUGACAAAGGAAAGAUGCGUUUCCACAAGAUCGCCAACGUCAACAAGGCUCUGGAUUUCAUCUGUAGCAAAGGAGUCAAACUGGUGUCCAUCGGAGCUGAAGAGAUUGUUGAUGGCAACGUGAAAAUGACUCUUGGAAUGAUCUGGACCAUCAUUCUCCGUUUCGCUAUCCAGGACAUUUCUGUGGAGGAGACUUCUGCUAAAGAGGGUCUGCUACUGUGGUGUCAGAGGAAGACCGCCCCCUACAGGAACGUCAACGUACAGAACUUCCACAUCAGCUGGAAGGACGGCCUCGCUCUGUGCGCCCUCAUCCACAGACACAGACCAGACCUCAUCGACUACUCUAAACUCAGAAAGGACGAUCCUAUUGGAAACCUGAACACUGCAUUUGAGGUGGCAGAGAAAUACCUGGACAUCCCAAAAAUGCUUGACGCUGAAGACAUUGUUAACACCCCUAAACCUGAUGAGAAAGCCAUCAUGACCUACGUGUCCUGCUUUUACCAUGCUUUUGCUGGUGCCGAACAGGCUGAGACGGCUGCUAACAGAAUCUGUAAGGUUCUGGCUGUGAACCAGGAGAACGAAAGGCUGAUGGAAGAGUAUGAGAAACUGGCCAGUGAGUUGUUGGAGUGGAUUCGUCGUACCAUCCCAUGGCUGGAGAACCGCGUGGCAGAGCAGACCAUGCGUGCCAUGCAGCAGAAGCUGGAGGACUUCCGGGACUAUAGGCGCGUCCACAAGCCUCCACGUGUUCAGGAGAAAUGCCAGCUGGAGAUCAACUUCAACACCCUGCAGACAAAACUCCGCUUGAGCAACCGCCCGGCAUUCAUGCCCUCCGAGGGGAAGAUGGUGUCGGACAUCGCUAACGCGUGGAAAGGUCUAGAGCAGGUAGAGAAGGGUUAUGAGGAAUGGCUCCUCACCGAGAUUCGUCGUCUGGAGAGACUCGAUCAUCUGGCAGAGAAGUUCAAGCAGAAAUGCUCCUUGCAUGAGUCCUGGACCACAGGAAAGGAGCACCUGCUGUCUCAGAAGGACUAUGAGACAGCCUCUCUGAUGGAGAUCAGGGCACUCAUGAGAAAGCAUGAGGCAUUUGAGAGCGACCUGGCCGCCCACCAGGACAGAGUGGAGCAGAUUGCAGCCAUUGCUCAAGAGCUGAAUGAGUUAGACUAUCAUGAUGCCGCUACAGUGAACGCCCGCUGCCAGGGCAUCUGUGACCAGUGGGACAACUUGGGAACCCUUACCCAGAAGAGGAGGGACGCUCUAGAGCGUGUAGAAAAACUUUGGGAGACAAUUGAUCAGCUGUACCUGGAGUUCGCCAAGAGGGCGGCGCCCUUCAACAACUGGAUGGAUGGAGCCAUGGAGGAUCUACAGGACAUGUUCAUUGUGCACAGCAUUGAGGAAAUCCAGAGUCUGAUCACAGCUCAUGAUCAGUUCAAGGCCACCCUGCCAGAAGCCGACAAGGAGCGCAUGGCCAUCAUGGGCAUCCAGAAUGAAAUCACAAAGAUCGCUCAGACCUACGGCAUCAAGCUGGUUGGAGUCAAUCCAUACACGGUUCUCGGCCCACAGGACAUCACCAACAAAUGGGAUGCUGUGAAGCAGCUGGUUCCCCUUAGAGACCAGAUGCUACAGGAGGAGGUUGCCAGGCAACAGGCCAAUGAGAGACUGAGGCGUUCAUUUGCCGCUCAGGCCAACAUCAUCGGACCCUGGAUUCAGACCAAAAUGGAGGAGAUCGGUCAUGUGUCGGUGGAUAUUGCCGGCUCUCUGGAGGAACAGAUGAAUAAUCUGAAGCAGUAUGAACAGAACAUCAUUAACUACAAAUCCAACAUUGACAAACUGGAGGGAGAUCACCAGCUCAUUCAGGAGGCCCUCAUCUUUGACAACAAACACACUAACUACACCAUGGAGCACAUCCGUGUGGGAUGGGAGCAGCUGCUCACCACCAUCGCUCGCACCAUCAACGAGGUGGAGAACCAGAUCCUGACCCGCGAUGCCAAGGGCAUCAGCCAGGAGCAGCUCAACGAGUUCAGAGCCUCCUUCAACCACUUCGACAGGAAGAGAAACGGCAUGAUGGACCCCGACGAUUUCCGCGCAUGUCUGAUCUCUAUGGGUUACGAUCUGGGUGAGGUGGAGUUCGCCCGCAUCAUGACCCUGGUGGACCCCAACAACACGGGCGUGGUCACCUUCCAGGCCUUCAUCGACUUCAUGACACGUGAGACCGCUGAAACCGACACUGCUGAACAGGUCAUGGCCUCCUUCAAGAUCCUGGCUUCCGACAAGCCCUACAUCACUGUGGAAGAGCUUCGUCGUGAACUCCCACCUGAGCAGGCCGAGUACUGCAUCAGCCGCAUGACCAAGUACGUCGGCCCCGAAGGGGCCCCUGGAGCCCUGGAUUACAUCUCCUUCUCCAGCGCCCUCUACGGAGAGAGCGAUUUAUAAAUGCUCUGAAUGCUCUUUCUUUUUCUUCUUCUUUCCUCUCAUCUUUCUCUCUCCUCUCGUUGCCCAAAUGUAGCUUUCAAUUUGCAAGAGAGUUAAUAAUAUCCCUCGUUUCCCCUCAUAAAUAUUCUGUUUUUCUGUCUACAGCCCACACUGCUAGCUUUAAUGUCAUGUAUCUUACAUCCACCCUAUAAACAGAGGGAUGUAUAACAGGGGGGUUUUAGUCUCGCCGUCACUCAAAUUAUGUAUAAUUUGGAGGUCUCCAAAAACCCUCCCAUAUGCAUCUCAUAUGAGUCAACAUGGAAUCAAAAAUGGCCCUAUUUACCUUUGUAAUUCACGUUAAUGGUCUUAGUACAUGCCACGCCAAAGAAUGUCUUCAUAAUCUUUCAUUAAAAUAUAACUUGCCUCUGAAACGACUGUUUCAGAUGAUGUUAUCUAGGCCAGCAAUUAAUUGAAAAAUAGCUAUUUAGCCAUUUUUUAGGCUUUGGAUUUAUUCUGGAUAUGAAACACUUUUCACCAUCCUGCUGGAUAAAAUCAAGUCCUGCCCUACAUUAUAAAAGUAAAAUGGGUUGUGAAUGCAUUUCAUGUUGACUUUAGCACACUAAGUCCAACCUUCCCUCUCUGUGCCUAAAAAAAAAACCUUCCAAUAUGAAAAAGAUAUAUUAAAAAGUGUGUUUGUUGAUGCUAAUGUGCGCUUGUGAAGAUGCAUGCUGCGUUUAUUCUACCUACAUUAAUAUGCGAAAGAGCCCCCCCCCCCCCCUCUUGUUAGGUCUGUACUGUAUUUUUAAGACCCCAAAAAGCACUACUGCUGUCCAGUGUCUUCUUAAUAUGAAACUGUGAGAACAACUGAAUAGUCUCUACACAGAACGUCAUGUCUCUGUAUGUUGUGUUGUCAUGUGUCACCCCUUAAUACUGUUUAUGAUGUAAGUCUUCACUGAUUGUGAUGUUCAGAGGCAAAUUCAUGAUUUGUUUUCUUUUAUUUGGAGAGUAUGUGCCAAAUUAACAACCAAAGCCAGUAAAUGAACUUAAAGAUGUUAUGGCAAAGUGUAUGUGUUGUACUGAACGGAAAGGUUUCUGCUAGCCAAAGUGCUGAACUAGAACCAGGUUUGCCUAAAAAAGACAUUUAAAUCCGGGUCCGUGCAAGAUGGAUUCAUUAAAUAAAAGCAUGGAUAUCGUUGCAGUUAACCACCCCUCUGUCUGAAUUUUAAGUCUUAUGUACACACAUCUGUAAUUUAAAGAGAUAGACCACUCAAAAAUAAAGUUCUGUCAUCAUUUACUCACCCUCAUGUCGUUCCAAACCUGUGCGGAGUCUGUUAUGGUGUCCGUACUACUCCAGGUUUUCUGAUGAUAUACGUCAGCUUGUAAAAACAGGCAUUAAAAUUAGUUUAAAGACCCGUUCACACCAAAAACGAUUAGCUUUCACACACCAACAUAUGAUAACGUUCUGCGCGCGUUGCCUUUAUGUCUUCUGCCGCUUUAAAUACUCGCGCUCUUUUAUGCCGGCUGGAUUCUGAUUGGCUGUAAAUGUUUUAAUUUUCAUCAGCUGGAAAAAAUUCAUUCUGAAAAAGAAAAAUCCACUGAUACCUUUACUCUGUGUCGUUGACAUCAUAAUUGUGGUGGGGAUAUUCUCAUAGAAGUAUAAUGGUUUUUAAAAAUUUAUAGUUAGCUGUCGUCAAGAUGAGAGAGAGAGAGGGGCCUACUGUAUAUUCUGGAUUUAAAUGCGAGUAAAUGGUGACGGUUUUUAAUUUUAGAGUGAACUAUUCCUUUAAGAGCACAGUGUCGUAAAUAGAAAUGGUCUCCGGUUCUUUUAAAGGGAAGUUUUGGAAUGUUCUGGAAGUUUUGAAAGGAGAUGGAAGGAUUUGAUGCCUUCAUCCUCAGGCAGGCCUUGACGUUACUUAAGGAUUUGGUUUAGUUUCUAUUGGCGAUAUUCAAAUAAUUUAAUUUACAGAUGUUGUUUCUAUCCAUCAUGAUGUGAUUUCUGGGUAAAUACAGCCUAUUUCACUUCAUUAUGAUCACCUCUUUGUCUGCUAUGGGUAUCCAUCAACAUUUGCUUUUCAAACACACAGUAUUAAAAGUAACCCCAGAAUAAAACAUCUCAAACUCUA
Molecule: messenger RNA, 5022 nt
Organism: Megalobrama amblycephala (Wuchang bream)
Lineage: Eukaryota; Metazoa; Chordata; Actinopteri; Cypriniformes; Xenocyprididae
Gene: actn3b
Product: actinin alpha 3b
Exons: 21
Coding region: 227-2920 (897 amino acids)
Biological process (GO): muscle cell development; actin cytoskeleton organization
Cellular component (GO): cell projection; cell junction; cortical actin cytoskeleton
Molecular function (GO): calcium ion binding; actin filament binding
Source: RefSeq, a predicted model, not a curated record